This is a messenger RNA of Parus major (Great Tit), 3805 nucleotides long. RefSeq names its product interleukin-5 receptor subunit alpha-like. The record is from RefSeq and is a predicted model, not a curated record. Gene Ontology annotation, molecular function: protein binding; cytokine receptor activity. The transcript is spliced from 14 exons. Bases 179 to 1606 code for a protein of 475 amino acids. Gene Ontology annotation, biological process: immunoglobulin mediated immune response; cytokine-mediated signaling pathway. Lineage: Eukaryota; Metazoa; Chordata; Aves; Passeriformes; Paridae. Gene Ontology annotation, cellular component: membrane; external side of plasma membrane.
AAUCACAUUGCCAAAGCAUGCAAAAACCAAGGCAAAGUCAUAGUUUCUAUCCUUUUUGUUCUCCAUUACUCUAAGAACCAAAGGGAAACAGGUCUUCAAGGAGGAGGCAUGAAUGGGACAGCCAUUGAAAAUUUUGUCUGUGUCAUUUUUAAUGUUUCCUUCAUGAACUGUACCUGGCAUGUGGGCAGGACUGCUACAGAGGAUACCCAAUAUUUCCUGUACUGGAGGCCCUCAGAGUAAGAAUGAAGAUGUCACAGAAUGCCAAAAUUACGUCAAAGAUAACUGUGGAAGGCACACAGGAUGUCGAUUUCAAAACGUGACAAUAGAAAAUAAAUAUGCUUAUUUCCUGGUAAAUGUGUCCAGAAGCGGACAAAACAUUCAGUCAUAUGAGAAGAAGAUAUGGCUGUACCAAAUUGAAAAACUCACCCCUCCAUUAAAUGUCACAGUGAACUGUACAGAAGCUUCUCAUAGUUGCAAUAUUUGGUGGCAACCACCUCGCACAAGUCAUGUGAAAAAAAGUAGUUGUUUCAAAUAUGAAAUUGCCAUAGAAAACAAGGCUGAUGUUGAGAAAAAAAUCAAAACUGCAUCUAAAAGAGAAGAAAUCGUUGAAAAUAAUUCCUACCUCUAUGAAAGCUUCAGCUCAGGUAAAAAGUACAGCAUCAGAAUCAGAGCAACAGACGCGGGCUUUUGUUUAGUAAGCCCAGACUGGGGAGAGUGGAGUACGCCUGUGGAGUUUGGCAUGAAUGGAUCAGCCAUUGAAAACUUCUCCUGUGUGAUUUAUAACAUUUUCCUCAUGAACUGCACUUGGCAGGCAGGAAGGGAAGCUCCAGCAGACACACAGUAUUUUCUCUACUGGCAGAAGUCAAGAGAUGAAGAGGAGAUGGAGUGCGAGCUUUACAUCAAAGAUGAAAAUUGCAGAAAUGUGGGAUGUAUCUUCCAAAACGUGAGCAUAGGGACUGAAAAAGCUUAUUUCCUGGUGAAUGGGUCUAGCAAAGACUCCCUGAUCCAGUUCUAUGAUGAGUACAUUGACCUGUAUAAAAUUGAAAAACUCAUGCCUCCAUCAAAUAUCACAGUCAACUGUGAUGAAAUUAAAAAUGAUUGCAUAAUUCAAUGGCAACGACCCCAAAUAAGUCAUUCUGACAAAGACUUGUGUUUUAAAUAUGAAAUUAGCAUAAAGUAUAAGGAUAAUCCUGAAGGAAAACCCAUCUAUACUUCCAUACAAGAAGGGGGAAAUAGCAACAUAUUUCUAAGAUCCAAUACAAGAAAGAAGUAUGUCUUGAAAAUGAGAGCAGCUGGAAGUGUCUGCUUAGUGAACCCAGCCUGGGGGGAAUGGAGUGCACCCGUUGAGUUUGGAAAUUAUGAAAUUAUAUCUCCUUCAGGAUGGAUUUUACUUGGGGUAGCAGUUACAACACCCUUAAUGGCAAUCAUCACUUUUUCUUUUUGCAAAAGGACUGGCUGUUGGAAGGCGGCAUUUUCACAAAUCCCAGGACCAAAACUUGCUUUUUUUACACUGGCUGAUACAAAUCCAGAGCUGAUGGAGAACAAAAUUCAGUCACUAACAUCUGAAAAUGAAGAGAUAGUAUUAGUUGCUGACAUCGUGAGAUAACCAAGAAAAAGGGAGGAGUUUGGAAAUGCAUUUCUUGCGCAAUUGUAUAUUCCUGUGGAAAGUCUGGAAUAAUAUAUAGGCUUUCUUCACUUUCUUUUUCUUGUAGAAACAUCAGUGCAGCCAAGAGAGAAUGAUACCUCACAUGCAAUCUUUUUAAAUGCCACUGUAUUUUCUUUUAGUUUUGGCUAAUUUUAACUGUUUGGAUAAAUUGUCCUUAUUGGAUAUCUUCUCAUUUGUAAAUAUGAUUGAAAUAUUUCAUUCAGGAAGUUUUAGUUACAUUUCAACCUUAAGGAAAAAUAAUUGUCUUUCUGUCCCAUAUUAAAAAGAUUAACAAUUAAUUUAUUGAAAUUAAUACAAUUUUUAAAUUUAUGAUGAAAUCAAUUUUUAAAAUUUCUGAUGCCUGAAUUCCAUUGUUCUACUGUCAAAAAUGGGUCAAUUCAUACUAGAAGUUUCUUUGGAGCUGUUCAAGUACACAUGGGCAACGAGAAAAAUAAGAUUCACUCAGAUUUUACACUAGACAUUUCAACAUUUCUAUUUGAUUAUUAGACUAAUUUUAUAAUGACACUAGAUGUUUUAUUAUUAGACUAAACAUUCCUGGGACUAUUUUCUUGCACAGGGGCCAAAUCAAAUGGAAGAGUCCAGACAUGCUUUCUUAAACCCCUGAAUAAGGUGGACACAUGCAAACCACCUUUAGAAAUUAGCACUGGCCUGAGCUAACCUCUGGACUAUGUCCAGGAGCUGUUCAGGACAUUACUUGUAAAUCCUGGCUAAACUAAUGCUGGGAACAGUUGUUCCUGGACAUGUUCCAGUGGUGUUCUUUCUCCAGCUUAUACUGUAGCUGAACACAAACAGCUCUCGGCACACUUAGUGCCUUUGACGCAGUUAAUGAUUACCUUUUGGUCAAAGACUCACCUGGGAAGCUUUUUGCUGCUAGCCAGAACAAAGAAAUCAAAUUUAUAACUUGUAAACCAUCUUUGUAUUUUUCCCAGUAUACAGCAGUGGUCAGAGUGGAAAUACUCACAAUAACUUGCUAAAAGAGAGAUGGUUUGUAACAGACUGCACUGGUUUAUAUAACCUUGUGCAGUAACUCUUCUCUUGGGAAAAAAUGCCAGAGUGAGGCAUAGUUUGGCUCCAGUCCCCAAAACCUAGCCAUGAGCUAUGAGCAACCAUUCAGUGGCUUAAUGUGAGGAAGAUAUUAGUAAAGUAUAAUACAGUAUAAAGACACUCAAGAGAUGGCAUUGGGGUCUUGUUAAAUAGAACUUAAACAAGCUCCUCACUUGUUUCUUGCUUUCUCCUGAAAAAGGAUAACAUACUUAACAGAAUCAGGAAAGGUGUUACAGACAGAAACCUGAUAAAUUAGUCCAGGUUACAGUUCAAAAUUAUUGAAUCACAGAAUGAUUAAGGCUGAAAAAUACGUCAAAAAUCGUUGAGUCCAAUCCUUGACCUAACACCACCACCUUUUCAAGUAAACCAUGUAACUAUGUGCCACAUCCAGUCACUUCUUGAACACUGCCAGAGAUAUGGCUUACAAAUGGAUCUGCUAAAACUAAUUCAGCCACUGUUUGGGCAGCCUGAAGGUACUGGUCAGGUGCCACCUUCAUGUCACCUUGAACCUCACCAGACAUGCCAUCACAACAGCCUGCAAAUUAAUCCCCUCAUCAAAAUUAAUCAAGCACACUGACACACAGUUUGCAUCACAAAUAUGCGUGGCAUGGAAGCAUAAUGCUUUAAAAAAGCUACUCAAGGUGGCAGUGGUGCCCAAAAAGAGCAUAUUUGAUGAACAGAGAGUUUCAGAUCACACUGAACUGGGACUACACAUGUACUGGAUAUAUUUCUUUUAGGUUACAUAGAAUAGUAAAUGAAGUCCUUUAGUGGGUAGAUUUGAAACACACAUGUCCUGUUCCCAAGGUACUGGAAAGCUGACCAGGACUGAACAGUCCCAGUAUGUGGUUCUAGAGACAAAAUUCUGCAGCUGAGCCCUGCCUCACACAUACUGUGACUAAACUGUUGCUCAUUUCACUUACCUAGGUUUUUUCACCCAAGGAUUUGAAAUGGAAAAUAAUAUUAACAUGUCCUUCCAGUGGGAAUCACUGGGUAAAGGUGGGAAAGACUGAGCAGUGUGGACUGAAAAGCAAAGAUAUUUAAAAUUUUAAGUCUGUGAAGUAGUUUGCAAUUGGUGGAUCUGAGCACAUACACUAG